AUGUCUUACUACUACGAUAGCUACAACCCUUACAACAACCUCUCCCUUUGGGACAUCAUUGAGGCUCUUCAAAACCAAGCCUCUCAAGCCGAUGCUGCUGAAGAAGAAGCUACUGCUGCUCCUCGCGCUGCUCCCACUCCUCGUCGCCAAGGUCCUUCUCCAGCCUCUGCUCGUGCCGCUGCUGCCGCUGCCGCUGCUGCUGCUCGCCCUGUUCCAACUGUUCGCCCUGUCCCGGCUGCUGCUCGUCCUGCUCCAGCUGCUCGUCCAGUCCCAACAGCUGCCCCAGCUCCUACCCCUGCUGCUCCUGCCCCCACUCCUGCCAAGCCAGUUUCUGCUUCACCACUUGUCCUUAAGCCUGUUUCUCGUACAGAUGUUUUCCUGCCUUCAAUUGAUGUCUACGACACUCCUGAGGCCUACCGUCUGUAUGCUUCUGUCCCCGGUGCUCAGAAGGCCUCUGUUGAGGUUCACUUUAACCCUGACAGCCAUGAGCUGACCCUGGAAGGUGAAGUUCCUAUUCCUGGCCCUAUUUCUGGUGCUGCCGAGGGUAAGAUUCAUUUGCUUCUGAGCGAACGCGAGACUGGUGCCUUUGCUCGAACCUUGCACCUUCCUUCUGAACCUAAGGUUGAUGACGAGAAGAUUACUGCCAAGUUCAAUGCAGGUGUCUUGGAGAUCACUAUUCCCAAGAAGAGUGGUGAGAAGACUGCCAGAAGAAAGAUUACCAUUGAGGAUGUCGAUGAUGAGGAGCUUCUUUCUGAGGCCCAGGAGUCUGUUGAGUAA
This is a messenger RNA of Magnusiomyces paraingens, 777 nucleotides long. RefSeq lists its product as uncharacterized. The record is from RefSeq and is a predicted model, not a curated record. The transcript has a single exon. NCBI's taxonomy places the organism in Eukaryota, Fungi, Ascomycota, Dipodascomycetes, Dipodascales, Dipodascaceae. The coding region runs from base 1 to 777 and encodes 258 amino acids. Gene Ontology annotation, biological process: response to heat; protein folding; response to salt stress.